Molecule: messenger RNA, 725 nt
Organism: Sinocyclocheilus rhinocerous
Lineage: Eukaryota; Metazoa; Chordata; Actinopteri; Cypriniformes; Cyprinidae
Product: proteasome subunit beta type-8-like
Exons: 5
Cellular component (GO): cytoplasm; proteasome core complex
Source: RefSeq, a predicted model, not a curated record
AUUUUAAAAAGAUAUUUCUGGUCGAAAUCGAAACUACUAACUACUCUACUAAAUCUUUCGGUUUCGAAAUCAUUGUCUUCCGCUUAGGGAUCGUGUUUCCUUCAUGUAAAAUUCACUUAGGCCAACUUGAAUUACUUUAAUUGUACUCUCUUUAUAUAAAGAAUGGCUCUUUUGGAUGUAAGUGGAUAUAAAUAUAACUCUGCGUCACAGUGUGGCUUUAAGCAAACGCAUCUUCUCGACCGGUCGAAUCACUAUAGUUUUGGGACCAAAUGCCAGGAGUUCGCGGUACCCGUCGGAGUUGACCCCUCUAAGUUUCUGAAGUCAUGCAGUUGUGAGGAUGGUGUUUCCAUAGAUCUGAAUCAUGGCACCACAACCCUGGCGUUUAAGUUCCGUCAUGGAGUCAUUGUGGCCGUUGACUCCAGAGCAUCAGCUGGAAAAUACAUAGCAUCAAAGGAGGCCAAUAAAGUGAUUGAGAUCAACCCUUACCUGCUGGGCACCAUGUCAGGCAGCGCUGCAGACUGUCAGUACUGGGAGAGACUGCUGGCGAAAGAGUGCAGCUGUGUCAGAAAAUGUAUUCAGUCAAAAGCUUUGGUUGAAGAUUAUAAGAAGAACACAUCAAAGGAGGCCAAUAAAGUGAUUGAGAUCAACCCUUACCUGCUGGGCACCAUGUCAGGCAGCGCUGCAGACUGUCAGUACUGGGAGAGACUGCUGGCGAAAGAGUGCAG